CAGGAGCCGCCUCCAGCCCCCGCUGCGGCCCGGGCCGGGGGACGCGGGGCGCGGGCGGCCCGGUACGGGCGGGGAGGGCUCGGCUGCGGCAGCGAGCGUCCCCGCGGGACGGCCGCGCGUCAUGGUGGACUACUACGAGGCGCUGGGCGUGAGCCGCAAUGCCACCGCCGACGACAUCAAGAAGGCGUACAGGAAGGCAGCGCUGAAAUGGCACCCGGAUAAAAACCCAGACAACAAGGAAUACGCUGAGCAGAAGUUCAAAGAAAUCGCGGAGGCCUAUGAAGUGCUGUCAGACAAGCAGAAGCGCGAUAUCUAUGACCGCUAUGGCAAAGAGGGCCUCAUGGGGGCAGCAGGACCAGGGGGCUCCAGGGCCGACGCCGGGGCCCCCGAGUUCACCUUCACCUUCCGCAGCGCCCACGACGUUUUCCGGGAGUUUUUCGGCGGGCGAGACCCCUUCGCUGACUUCUUUGACGAGAUGCUGCCCUUCUCCGAGCUGCGAGGAGCUGGCCACCGGCACCACGGAGGGGGCCACUUCUUCUCCCCGUUCCCUGGCUCCUCAGACUUCUUCGCCUCGUCCUUCAGCUCCGGUGCCGACGCGGGGCUGGGUUUCCGCUCCGUCUCCACCUCCACCACCUUCGUCAACGGCCGGCGCAUCACCACCAAGCGGAUCAUCGAGAACGGGCGGGAGCGCGUGGAAGUGGAGGAGGACGGGGAGCUGAAGUCGAUCCACAUUGACGGUGUCCCAGACGACAUGGCGCUGGGGCUGGAGCUGAGCCGGCGGGAGCAGCAAGCCUUCCCCAGCCCGCGCCCCCCCUCGCCCCCGCCGCCCGCCCCGCACCGGCCCCAGAGCUCCUCGCCCGUCUGCCUCUACACGGACAGCGAGGACGAGGACGAGGACUUGCAGCUGGCCAUGGCCUACAGCCUGUCCGAGAUGGAGGCCGCGGGGCACCACCGAGCAGGUGUGUUCUGAGGCUGCUGCGCCCGGGGGACCGCGCACGCCCGCUCGCCCACGGAGGCUCUCCGAGCCAGGACUCCGCUUUGUCCCUGCACGGCCACCCCCUGCCACCCCCUUCCCCAGCACCCCCUGCCUCCGUGGGGUUGGGGGGGGACGGGCCCUAUGGCCAAGCAGUACCUGGGGGGGUUUUGGGGAGGGGGAACCUCAAGCGUGCCCUGGGGAGGCAGCAGGAGGGGGUGAUGGGGGGGCUGGAGCAGGGGGUGCUGUAGCUUAGCCCCAGCUGGCUGCUGUUGGGGUGCACCCGAGGAGGUGGGGGGGAUAUGGGGGGGACGGGGGGGCAGGCAGUGAAGGGCAGCAAGGCAGCAGUACCAGGCUGUGCCCCUGUAGCCCCCCCAGACCCCGUCUGCCCACAGCAGUCAAUAAACCUGUUUGCAGGAGCUGCCGCAUGUGGGGUGUCUCUGGCGUGGGGGCAGCCCCAAAACGGGGUGCAGGGUCCCCCCCUGCCCCUGCCUGGGGGCAGCUCUGGGCUCUGCAGCACUGGGGGGGUGCAGGCUGUGCUCCCGGGGGGUGCUUCAGAGCCCGCCACCCCUGCGUGUC
Messenger RNA from Cygnus atratus (black swan), 1552 nucleotides. It is a transcript of the gene DNAJB2, whose product is annotated as DnaJ heat shock protein family (Hsp40) member B2. The transcript has 10 exons. Lineage: Eukaryota; Metazoa; Chordata; Aves; Anseriformes; Anatidae. The record is from RefSeq and is a predicted model, not a curated record. Gene Ontology annotation, molecular function: Hsp70 protein binding; ATPase activator activity. The coding region runs from base 122 to 970 and encodes 282 amino acids. Gene Ontology annotation, biological process: protein refolding; positive regulation of proteasomal ubiquitin-dependent protein catabolic process. Gene Ontology annotation, cellular component: endoplasmic reticulum membrane; cytosol.